Messenger RNA from Umbelopsis ramanniana AG, 1948 nucleotides. RefSeq lists its product as uncharacterized. Lineage: Eukaryota; Fungi; Mucoromycota; Umbelopsidomycetes; Umbelopsidales; Umbelopsidaceae. Gene Ontology annotation, biological process: negative regulation of silent mating-type cassette heterochromatin formation; negative regulation of rDNA heterochromatin formation. Bases 101 to 1822 code for a protein of 573 amino acids. The record is from RefSeq and is a predicted model, not a curated record. Gene Ontology annotation, cellular component: Rpd3L complex; Rpd3L-Expanded complex. The transcript has 4 exons.
CACGCUCAGAGAACAGCGUUUAAAGUCUAACGCAAGGCGCAGAACAUCCAUACCGAACCUCAGAAUACGCUACGUUGAUCGAACAAUACAAUAACUUGAUAUGACUGCAGAUAGACCAAGGCGAGCAAGAGCCGGAAGAAACCAACAAAAACUUCAAAGAUUGCCGUCGGUGUCCUCCGAUGACGAUAGUUCUGACGAAAAUUCAGUAACUCGAUGCAUUUGCCACAAAAUCCCCUCUCUUGUUGUAGAUAAUGAUGGAAUGAUGGUGCAGUGUGAUAAUUGCAACGUAUGGCAGCACUGCCCCUGCGUAGGUCUGGAAGGUAUCUCUGAAGACGAAAUGCCCGAUCAGUACUAUUGUGAAGAAUGCAAGCCUGAAAAUCACGUUAUGGUAGAUUCAUAUGGAAGGUACCGUCGAGUAUAUGAUCCCAAAGGUCUUAUACAACAAAGUCAAAGAGCGCAUAAGAAGAGAACCACGAUGAAUAGUGCUGAUGCAACAGACUCUAUUCCCGAACUUUACCAAAUACUCGCGUCAGAUAAUAACGGCCAUCCACCUGAAUCUAUUAGCCCUUCCAUGACUUCGGAUACCAUAACAGCCACCACAGCUGCUACUAACAGCACCAGCACUACCUUAGACAUUGAUGAUACCAUUGGCCCUAGGUUCUCAAAGCGCCGACGAAGCACCACCAGUACCAGCGAUACCUCUCGAUCAGCUCAAGCCACUAAACGGGACCUUUUGGUGAAGCCAUCGCGGUCGACUUCUCCAACCGCGCUCAAGCAAAACGUGGAUCAAGAAAACAAGACAAACGGUCGUGGAACCAAGCGUCGAACGGUAUCAGAUAGAUCUGCAAAAUUGCGUGCCAGCGCAAGCCCUCAAAUAGCAUUCAAGGAAUUACCGGAUGGCAUCAAUACCAGACGAAGAGGAGGUAAUCUCGACAUAAGGCAAAAAUCAAGUGAAGCAGGAGAGGUACAAGAUAUGGAAGGCGAAGAUGAACAGGAGAAUGAAGCGCAAAACGGACAUACCAUUACUAGACGACGGGGGGCUGCGGCAGCUAACAGUCGCACCAAGAAGCUCAGCAAUGAACCUCGGCGGCGAGGGAAAGCAGUAGCUGCAAGCCCACUUUCUCCCAAUCUUGACCGACAUGUUCCUAGCAAACAUAGUCCGUUAAUCACACAUAAGGAAGAUAUGGACACAAAGAUUCGUGCUCCUCUAUCGCCUUAUGAAGAACGUCUUUCUGAUACCGAAAGCCCUCGCAUGCGUGCCAAAACACCUCCAACAAAGAUACGCUACCCAUCCAAUAAGAUGUCCCUUGGCGACAUGGAUAAACGUGCGUCUCAAAUUCUGAGAUACAUCAACCGUAUGCAACUGACAAUGACCAAGAAGCAACGCUCUGGGUAUCAUCGACAAGAUGCGCAUGCACAAAUUGAUCCAGUGUUGAUAUCUAAACCCUUGACGGAGAAUUGUAGUAACGGAAAUAUCAAUGGUAACAACAAACUGGUGGGUGAACUAGAGGUAGCGUCUGGUAACGCGCCAGCCAUAGUGUUGCAGCGAUCCUUGUCCAUUAGUUCCAUGGCUUCAUCGCUCAGCAGUGCAUCAACUAUACCACUCAAUGAAGAUGACGGUAAAUCGACGAAAGGAGAGGAAGAGGAAAAGUGUUGCAUUCCAGCACCAGAACAUGCCACAGCACUUGAAAUCAUGGAUAGGCUGGCUUGCGAACUGGUAAAAUUUCAAACUCGAUUUGGUCCUCAAAAGAGCCACACCCACUCAGAACAAGGUCGACAUAACCACCAACCAGACGAUCGAUUGCCUGUACGCAGUGUAUGAAUCCACUGAAACUCGCUCGCCCAGUCAUAUACACCUCUCAUCCUGACAUCGUAUACCCUCGUCCCUUCUUUAUACACCUCCCCAUUCACGCGCUAAAAUCUUUUUUGAUCACCCAACGCAAUCCAC